AUGGAGGUCGAGAGUCCGCCUACAACGACGUCGCUCAUUCAAGCUGGAGAGUAUCUUAUUGUCCAGAAGAUUGAUGGCGAACAAAGUCGAAUUGUGAGGUUCACACCGAAACAAAAGAUUCUAAUCGAGAAGUUGAAGUUCACAUCUGAUAGUGCCUUCGGGAAACCACAUGGAUUGUUCGAAGUAUCCAACAAUCAGUGCUUUCCAAUGUCAGUUGACAGGCUUAUCGAAGAACUUCAACUCCAGGAAGCUCCUGUGGCAACAACUCUUGCCGAUUCUGAGGUAGUGCUCUCUGAGAUUGUAGAAUCAUCGGAUCUGAGAGUCGUCAUCGCUCCAUCAGCCCUAAAACUUGAACCAGAACAGAAGCGACAAAAAUUGGAAAUGGACGCUGUUUUGGAAAUGAAGAAACAAGGAGUAAGCGGACAAGAAGUGGUUGCAAAGCUUGUCGAGGGAUCCGCAUCCUUUCAAACAAGGACCGUGUUUUCGCAGAGCAAAUACAUCAAAAGAAAGGCAAAGAAGCAUAGUGAUAGGUAUAUCUUUUUACUCAACUUGGCAACCCAAAUAUCUUACAGAGUUCUUAUUCUGCGCCCAACGAUCCGCCUACUCGCCAAGGCGUAUUACUUGAAAGAUCCAGAUCGUCUUGCUAUGCUUCGUGCUGAUCAACUGGCUUUGAUUCUGCAAAUGGCAGGUGUUCACCAUGGCAAAAAUGUCCUAGUUUUCGAGCAAACACUUGGUCUCAUUACAUCUGCGGUAAUGGAGAGGCUUGGGGGCAAAGGAGCAUGUGUUCAUUUUCAUCGUGGUGCCGUUGCACAGUCAAUUCCAUGCGUACAUUCUAUGAACUACAACGAAUCUACACUUUCUACCUUCCUCCCUGUUCGGAUAAAGUGCCUUCUGACCGGAAAGCAGCUACCAUAUGAAAAUAAUAGGAAGGCUUGCAAUGAAGAAGAAGAGAAUGACGAUAAAACCAAGGAAGGGAAAUGUGAAGAAAAUGUAGAAGAUCAGGAUCUAGAAGCCCUUGCCCGACGCAACGAUAGAUUGGAUAGGGAAAGGCGAGGUCUGGAAAUGACAUUCGAAGGAAACGCCCAUGCGCUCAUCAUUGGAAGCCGUACCGUUGAUCCAAUAAAUGUUCUAGAAUUGGUUUACCCUACUCUCGCCCCAUCGGCCUCAAUUGUGAUCUAUUCCCCUCAUCAAAAUACACUUAUUUCUUGCUACGACUGGCUUUCGAAACGUCAAGCGAUAAAUCUUGUACUCACAGAUCAGAUGUGUCGAGUAAUGCAAGUGCUGCCAGAUCGAACGCAUCCUCUGAUGGCUCAACAUGUUGCUGGUGGACAUGUUCUGAGUGGAAUCAAAGUUGUUGAUCAGUGA
Caenorhabditis briggsae is the source of this 1365-nucleotide messenger RNA. Gene Ontology annotation, biological process: tRNA methylation. Bases 1 to 1365 code for a protein of 454 amino acids. Gene Ontology annotation, cellular component: tRNA (m1A) methyltransferase complex; nucleus. The transcript is spliced from 6 exons. NCBI's taxonomy places the organism in Eukaryota, Metazoa, Nematoda, Chromadorea, Rhabditida, Rhabditidae. The record is from RefSeq and is a predicted model, not a curated record.